AUGGAGGACUGUACGAUGAAAGACGGUGAGCUACAAGAUGAAAUCUCCGAUAAGUUUCUCUGCUGCGUCUGCCUGGAACUUCUUUACAAACCAAUUGUUCUAUCAUGUGGUCAUCUGUCAUGUUUCUGGUGCGUCCACAAGUCCAUGAACGGCCUGCGUGAGUCUCAUUGUCCCAUUUGUAGAGACCCGUAUGUUCAUUUUCCGUCUGUCUGCAAGAAGCUUCAUUUUCUGCUGAAGAAGAUAUACCCUCUUGCCCAUGAGAAGAGAGAAGAACAAGUUCUUAAGGAAGAACAAGAGCAAGAAUGUUUUUCUCCUCAGAUUGAUGUUGUUAUGGAUGAACCAAAGGCUAAGGAUGAGUCUGCAAAUGUCUCUGAUGAGGGGAAGAUGGUAGAGUGCUCUAAUGCAGCCGAUGAAGAACCUAAAGAUGCAAAAACUCCUGAUGUUCAUGAGAAUGACAAAGUCAGUAAGCAAAUUUCAAAAGAUGAUUUGCUCUGUACAGCAUGCAAGGAGCUGCUCGUACGACCCGUUGUACUCAAUUGCGGACAUGUGUAUUGCGAAGGAUGUGUAGUUGACAUGGCUGAGAAAAGCGAAAAGAUCAGAUGUCAAGAGUGUCAUAUUUGCGACCCAAGAGGGUUUCCAAAAGUUUGUUUGGUUCUUGAGGAGCUCGUGGAGGAAAACUUUCCUGAAGAGUACAAUUCAAGGAAAAGUGGGAUUCAGAAAACACUUGCCCAUAAUAGCAAAGGAAAUGUCCAAAGCUAUCACAAAGAAGGACCAUCCUUAUCGGAAGACAACAACGGCAAUGAUGUUCCCUGGUGGGCAAAUCCUGCAUCUAAUGUUCACAUCGGAGCUGGUUGUGAUGCUUGCGGAGUGUAUCCGAUCAUUGGGGAUAGAUACAGAUGCAAAGACUGCAAGGAAGAAGUUGGUUAUGACCUUUGCAAAGACUGUUACGAGACUCCUUCGAAAGUUCCAGGGAGAUUCAACCAGCAACACACUCCAGACCACACGCUUGAGCGCGCGGAAGUUCCUAAGCUUGUGAUGAAUUACAAUUCUAUUGGCUUCCUUCUCGGGCCGAUGGUUACUGCAGAUGAUGUCGUGGAUGAUGGGAGCGAUGAUGAUUCUGAUGAUGAUGAUGAUGGUGAGGGUGAGGGUGACGAAGGUCCUGAUUCUAAUGAGUCAUCAGCACCACCACCAAACUUAGCAUGA
Molecule: messenger RNA, 1203 nt
Organism: Microthlaspi erraticum
Lineage: Eukaryota; Viridiplantae; Streptophyta; Magnoliopsida; Brassicales; Brassicaceae
Source: the annotation of a GenBank genome assembly